This is a messenger RNA of Meriones unguiculatus (Mongolian gerbil), 1460 nucleotides long. RefSeq names its product ABI family member 3 (gene Abi3). Gene Ontology annotation, molecular function: SH3 domain binding. The transcript is spliced from 8 exons. NCBI's taxonomy places the organism in Eukaryota, Metazoa, Chordata, Mammalia, Rodentia, Muridae. The record is from RefSeq and is a predicted model, not a curated record. Gene Ontology annotation, biological process: regulation of cell migration. Bases 22 to 1149 code for a protein of 375 amino acids. Gene Ontology annotation, cellular component: lamellipodium.
AGCCCCACCGAGGCCUGAGCCAUGGCGGAGCUGCAGCAGCUUCAAGACUUUGAUAUCCCCACGGGCCGAGAGGCCCUGCGGGGUAACCACAGCGCCCUGCAGCGGGUGGCCAACUACUGCGAGGAUAAUUACCUGCAGGCCACGGACAAGCGGAAGGCACUAGAGGAGACCAUGGCUUUCACCACCCAGGCCCUGGCCAGUGUGGCCUACCAAGUGGGUAACCUGGCUGGGCAUACCCUUCGAAUGCUGGACCUCCAGGGUGCUGCCCUACGGCAGGUGGAAGCCAGGAUCAGCACGCUGGGCCAGAUGGUGAACAUGCAUAUGGAAAAGGUGGCCCGAAGGGAGAUCGGCGCGUUAGCCACUGUCAUGAGGCUGCCCCCUAGCCAGAAGGUCAUCCCCCCUGAAAGCCUGCCUCCCCUCACUCCCUACCACAGAAAACCCCUCAACUUCACCUGCCUGGAUGACAUUGGCCAUGGUGUCAAGGACUUGAGCACGCAGCUGUCGCGGACCGGGACCCUGUCUCGCAAGAGCAUAAAGGCGCCAGCCACACCUGCCUCGGCCACGCUGGGGAGACCACCCCGGAUCCCCGAGCCGGUGCAGCUGCCGGCCGUGCCGGACGGCAAGCUCUCCGCUGCCUCCUCUGCCUCUUCCUUGGCCUCGGCAGGCAGUGCCGAGGGUGCCAGUGGGAUCCCCCAGUCCAAGGGACAGGUAGCACCUGCCACCCCGCCUCCUCCACCUGUGGCACCUGCGACCCCGCCUCCUCCACCUGCGGCACCCGGGACUCCGCCCCCUCCACCCAUCUCUGCGGAGGUCUUCCUGCCUCCCCCUCCGCUGGAGGAGUUAUUCCAGCCCCCUCCGGCAACAGAGCUGCUCCUGCCCCCGCCUCCAGCUCUGGAGGGGGAUGAACUGGGGCUGCUGCCUCCGCCCCCACCGGGUUUUGGACCAGACGAGCCCAGCUGGGUCCCUGAUGCCUACUUGGAGAAAGUGGUGACCCUAUACCCAUACACCCGACAGAAGGACAAUGAGCUCUCCUUCUCCGAGGGCACCCUCAUCUGUGUCACCCGCCGCUACUCGGAUGGCUGGUGUGAGGGCGUCAGCUCAGAGGGCACCGGAUUCUUCCCCGGGAACUAUGUGGAACCCAGCUGCUGACAGCCCAGAUCUGUCCCUACACCAACCCAGCACUGCCUCAGGGGGCCCCGUGAACCCCGAGAAGCCAGCUUCCACAGUCAAAGCUGGAGCGCCUGUCUACCUCUUGGGCUGUGGGACUGUGUCCAUGUUCAGCCCCUGCACCACACCGCAGAGGGAAGGGGGUGCUUAGAGAGGGCGUGGUACUCAGGAGAAAAAAAAAAAAAAACCAAAAUACCCUAAACUAGGAGGCAAGUUCAGGCACCUUGCCCAGAGGACCCCUGGCUCAUGCAGAGCAUAUUGACAGCUUUGAAUAAAACUCUUGUUGACCUCCU